Messenger RNA from Cynoglossus semilaevis (tongue sole), 2012 nucleotides. RefSeq names its product adenosine kinase b (gene adkb). The coding region runs from base 277 to 1329 and encodes 350 amino acids. Gene Ontology annotation, molecular function: adenosine kinase activity. The record is from RefSeq and is a predicted model, not a curated record. The transcript is spliced from 11 exons. Gene Ontology annotation, cellular component: nucleus; cytosol. Gene Ontology annotation, biological process: purine nucleobase metabolic process; purine ribonucleoside salvage. NCBI's taxonomy places the organism in Eukaryota, Metazoa, Chordata, Actinopteri, Pleuronectiformes, Cynoglossidae.
UUUAUCUAAGAGAAAUUGAAAGGCCGGUGAAGAUAAGCAGUUCAGUCAGAUUCUUUCUGGUGCUGCAGGUUGGAGCUGGCUGGUUUCUCCAUUAUUAUCAUCCUCAUCACCAUAACCACAACCACAACCAUCAUCAGCACCGUGUGUGUGGAGGGCAGCCGCAGCUAUUCUCUAUUCCAGCCGUCUGUGUGCAGGGGCUUGUCGGCCUCUAUAGCGUCGCAACACUCGUCGCUUCUGCCGCGGCUGGUUUAGAGACUAUCUGGAGAGGACGUUAACAUGAAGACUUCGAAGAAAACAGCGUUAAGUGAAAACACUCUUUUUGGGAUGGGAAAUCCCUUGCUUGACAUCUCAGCUGUUGUGGACAAGGAUUUCCUUGACAAGUUUGGCCUAAAGCCCAACGACCAGAUCCUCGCCGAAGACAAACACAAACCCUUGUUUGAAGAAAUCAUAAAGAGGAACAACGUGGAAUACCAUGCCGGUGGCUCAACCCAGAACUCGGUGAAAAUCGCUCAGUGGAUGAUCCAGGAACCCCACAAAGUCGCCACCUUCUUCGGCUGCAUCGGGACCGACCGCUUUGGGGAGAUUCUGAAGACGAAGGCGGCGGAAGCCCACGUUGACGCCUAUUAUUACGAGCAAAACCAGGAGCCGACGGGAACCUGCGCUGCCUGUAUCACUGGAGAAAAUAGGUCCCUUGUUGCUAACCUGGCAGCGGCAAACUGCUACAAAAAGGAAAAACACCUGGACUUGGACGGCAACUGGGAGCUGGUGAAGAAAGCCAAGGUCUAUUAUAUUGCGGGUUUCUUCUUGACUGUGUCCCCAGAGUCCAUCCUCAAAGUGGCCAAGCACGCUUCAGAUAACAACAAAAUCUUCUGCCUGAACCUCUCAGCACCGUUCAUCAGCCAGUUCUUCAAGGAGCCCCUGAUGAAGGUCAUGCCCUAUGUCGACAUCUUGUUUGGCAAUGAGACGGAGGCCGCCACGUUUGCCAAAGAGCUGGGCUUUGAGACCGAUGACAUCGCAGAAAUUGCGAAGAAGACCCAAAACCUUCCGAAAGAAAAUGACAAGAGGCAGAGAGUGGUGGUCUUCACUCAGGGCAAGGACGACACCGUUGCAACUGUUGGUGAGAAGGUAACUAUGUUCCCUGUGUUGGACAUCGACCAGAAUGAUAUUGUGGACACUAAUGGAGCAGGGGACGCCUUCGUGGGAGGAUUCCUCUCCGCGCUGGUCCAAGACCAAGUACUGGAGGAGUGUAUCCGAGCCGGACACUAUGCUGCUAACGUCAUCAUCCAGCGGGUUGGCUGCACUUUCCCAGAGAGGCCAGAGUAUCACUGACACUAGUCAGCUCUAGUCAUUUAUCUUUGCAUUCAGACCUUUGGAUUCGUUCUAUUCUCAUGAAGUUCCCGUAUUUCUUCCCAUUUUCAGUCAUUACAAAGGACUAUAUGCUGUGACUUAAAGCUGCUUUAGGCAGCUUACACCUUUUGAUACAAUACAAAUAACACGGAAAGUAAAGCAUAUGGUCAAGUUUAAAGGAGCAUUUCACUGAAAAACUCCACAAAAUUAGAUCCAUAUACUUUCUUCAUACUGUUUUGACAUUUUUCCUCAUUUAUUAUUGUUUAGGCUCAACAGUUAUAAUUUCAUUUCCUAUUUAAAUCUGUGAGACGUUGAGUAGGUUCUGAAGUUGCCCCUAUUUCCAAACUUUCACGCACACACAGACAUCGUAAACUCAUACACACGACCUGUAUCUGAUAAACAGUACCCUGAUUAUCUUCAUCAUUCCCUGUUUUAAUCCUACGGGGAGGUGUCGGGAUACUGUGAAGGUUUCUUAAAAAUAUAAUUUAGCUGAAUAUUCCUUUAAUGUUCUGUAAAAAUGAUGCAAGGUGCAUAGGAGGGUUACAAAUUCCCAAAAGUGAGUCUUAACAGGAACGACCUGGAACCAAUUUGUAUGUUUUUUGGUUUUUUGGUUUUUUUUUUUGGUUUUUUUUUUUGUGAGAAAUAAAGCAUUAUAAAACCCAGAA